CGCGGUGGCCCGGACUGUCGCGGGCUGGGGCGGUUGGUGGUGGCAGCUGCCGCCAUGGAGUGGAGCUCGGAGUCAGCGGCUGUGCGGCGGCACCGCGGCACCGCGGAGCGUCGGGAGGGAGAGGCGGACGCGUCGCACGGGCAGAGAGAGGCCUCAGCGCAGGAGGAUGCGAAGGGCGUCGGGAGGAUGUGGGGGAAGACGGAGAACGGCGGCGGGAGCCGGGGCGCGAAGACCGCGCUGUCCGAGGCGCGCACGGCGCUGGCGCUCGCACUCUACCUGCUCGCGCUGCGGGCGCUCGUGCAGCUCUCGCUGCAGCGGCUGGUGCUGAGCCGGACCUCGGGGCUCCAGGGCGAGUUCGACGCGCGCCAAGCCAGGGAUUAUCUGGAACACAUAACGGCCAUUGGCCCCAGGACUACAGGAAGCACAGAAAAUGAAAUUCUGACGGUACAGUACCUUUUGGAGCAGAUCAAGCUGAUAGAAGCACAAAGCAACAGCCUUCACAGCAUCUCAGUGGAUAUACAGCGGCCCACCGGCUCCUUUAGCAUUGACUUCUUGGGGGGCUUCACGAGCUACUAUGACAACAUUACUAAUGUCGUGGUAAAGCUGGAGCCCCGGGAUGGAGCCGAGUCUGCUAUCCUGGCUAACUGUCACUUUGACUCAGUGGCAAAUUCACCAGGUGCCAGUGACGAUGCAGUUAGCUGUGCGGUGAUGCUCGAAGUUCUCCGGGUCAUGUCAGCGUCUCCAGAGCCCAUGCAGCACGCUGUGGUGUUCCUCUUUAAUGGCGCAGAGGAAAAUGUCUUGCAAGCAAGCCAUGGUUUUAUUACUCAACAUCCCUGGGCCAGUUUGAUUCGAGCAUUUAUUAACCUGGAGGCUGCCGGUGUCGGAGGGAAAGAACUUGUGUUCCAAACAGGCCCUGAAAAUCCUUGGUUGGUCCAGGCUUACGUUUCGGCAGCUAAACACCCUUUUGCCUCUGUGGUGGCUCAGGAGGUUUUCCAGAGUGGAAUCAUUCCCUCUGACACCGACUUCAGAAUCUACAGGGAUUUUGGGAACAUUCCAGGAAUAGACUUAGCUUUUAUUGAAAAUGGAUACAUCUAUCACACCAAGUAUGACACAGCGGACAGGAUUCUCAUAGAUUCCAUUCAGAGAGCAGGUGACAACAUUUUAGCAGUUCUUAAAUACCUGGCUACGUCUGACACCCUGGCUUCUUCGUCUGAGUACCGGCAUGGGAGCAUGGUGUUCUUCGAUGUGCUCGGCCUGCUGGUCAUUGCGUACCCUUCUCGUGUCGGCUCCAUAAUCAACUACAUGGUGGUCAUGGCCGUGGUUCUGUACCUGGGGAAGAAACUGCUGCGGCCCAAACACAGGAAUGCUAGUUACAUGAGAGACUUCUUGUGUGGACUCGGGAUCACUUUCAUUAGCUGGUUCACUAGCCUUGUUACCGUCCUCAUUAUAGCAGUGUUCAUCUCUCUCAUCGGACAGUCUCUCUCAUGGUACAAUUACUUUUAUAUCGCCGUUUGCCUGUAUGGAACUGCAACAGUUGCCAAAAUCAUAUUUAUUCAUACUCUUGCAAAAAGAUUUUAUUAUAUGAAUGCCAGCGACCUGUAUCUGGGAGAAUUGUUCUUCGACACCUCCCUGUUCGUGCACUGUGCUUUUCUUGUUGCUUUAACUUAUCAAGGGUUUUGCUCUGCAUUCAUGAGUGCCGUCUGGGUAGUUUUUCCAUUGCUCACAAAGCUUUGUGUGUACAAGGACUUCAAGAAGCACGGUGCCCAAGGAAGAUUUAUUGCUCUUUACCUUUUGGGGAUGUUUAUCCCCUAUCUUUACGGGCUCUACCUCAUCUGGGCGGUAUUUGAGAUGUUCACUCCUAUCCUGGGAAGAAGCGGGUCGGAGAUCCCCCCCGAUGUUGUGCUGGCCUCCAUCCUGGCUGUCUGCGUGAUGAUUCUCUCCUCCUAUUUUAUUACCUUCAUCUACCUUGUGAACAGCACAAAGAAAACCAUUCUGAGCCUAAUAGUGGUGUGCGCGGUCACCUUCCUCCUCGUCUGCACUGGAGCCUUUUUCCCAUACAGUUCUAAUCCCGAGAGUCCAAAGCCAAAGAGAGUGUUUCUUCAGCACGUGAGUAGAACUUUUCAUAACUUAGAAGGAAGCGUAGUAAAAAGAGACUCUGGAAUAUGGAUCAAUGGGUUUGAUUACACUGGAAUGUCUCACGUAACACCUCACAUUCCUGAGAUCAACGAUACAAUCCGAGCUCACUGUGAGGAGAAUGCCCCACUCUGUGGCUUCCCUUGGUAUCUUCCAGUGCACUUCCUGAUCAGGAAAAACUGGUAUCUUCCAGCUCCAGAGAUUUCUCCAAGAAAUCCUGCUCAUUUCAGACUUGUAUCCAAAGAGAAGAUGCCAUGGGAUUCGAUAAAGCUGACCUUUGAAGCAACAGGACCAAGCCAUAUGUCUUUCUAUGUUCGAACCCACAAAGGAUCCACACUUUCCCAGUGGUCUCUUGGCAACGGCAUCCCAGUGACAAGCCGAGGAGGAGACUACUUUGUGUUUUAUUCCCAUGGCCUUCAGGCUUCUGCAUGGCAGUUCUGGAUAGAAGUGCAGGUCUCAGAAGAACAGGCAGAAGGAAUGGUGACUGUGGCCAUUGCUGCCCACUAUCUAUCAGGGGAAAACAAGAGAUCCUCUCAGCUGGAUGCUCUGAAGAAGAAGUUCCCAGACUGGUCCUUUCCCUCGGCGUGGGUUUCCACCUACAGUCUCUUUGUGUUCUAAUCUCGUGGAUGGACUUUGAGUACAUGUCCCCUGGACAUUGCAUGGGAUAGUUUCUCUCCCAUCGUACAAGGAUGUUUGUAAUACAAGUCAAUGAAUUCUACUGAGCAUAUGUUCAAAGAGCUUUUGAGAUAACACUCUUCAGGGCCAAGUACUGUAUGGGUUAAACUUGGGGACAGUGGUACCUGGCCCUGCCAGUUGAAACUUCCUGCUUUCUGACAAGUAAGCACAUGUGGAUAUUGCCAAUCAUGUCACUCAUGACUAAGGACUCAGCAGCAUGCCACUUGAGCAGCUUUCCUGGGAGGAUCGAGAAAGAUGUAGGCUCUUAGACCACUGUUAAUGAAAUAGGCAAGUCCACUUGCCAGUGGAUGGUGGGUAAGAUGCCUCUCUGUGCACUACAACUGUAGUACUGGGAAGUAAAUGCCACAAAGGUGGAAGCCGCUGCAGCACCUUAGAUGCUGGAGCGCUCUUUCUUCAGGCAGCCGUUCAGGUUUUUUUUUGUGUUUGGAAGCCUAAGCCCUGAUGCAGAGGUCUGGGCCUGACUCCUGAGUAGCAUUCAAUGUCUGCUUUUCCCUCAAACACGUUCCUGGGGGAAGAGAACAUUUCUUCAGCUACAUUUUCUUCUUACAUUUCAUGGGUUGCUUUAUUUGUGCAAGCACAAAACUUAAAACUUCUUCCCCAGAGCACUGAAUUGCCAGCAUAGCUGCUGAGGUGGAAGAGGAGGAGGGCUGGGAGGACUGGGGAUUUUAUAAUAUUUAUUGUUAUAUAUAAGAUUAAUCCUUUAGCACAAAUUCUUUAUUGCUGCAUUGGGUUUUCUGUUUUCUAGCAGGUGACUAAGUUGUUGUAACUUGCCGUCAGUGAGAUGCUGAGGUUGUAGCUUACAAGGAGUGAGACAACUAUACCUGUAUUUGUUAAUUUUCAGAUCUUGCAUAAGGGCGGCAGUCAGACUUAAUGGUGCUUUUCAUUUUGAAGACAGGGAUGUAGCUUGUGAGGUAUGUCAUGGCAGUGGCUCUUGUGGCGUCUCUAGGUUCCAUCGGUGACAGAGGAGGAGAUGAACAGUAAAUUAUUCUAAUUUUACAGUAGUAAAUAUAUAAAGACAAAAUUUGAGUUAGCAAACAAGCAUGACACAAAAUGUAGUUGAAAGAAAAGCCAUAGUAAGGCCAAACCAAACCAAACAAUAUCCUUGUCAGGUGAGAACAGGAAGGCGCCUCUCAGAGUGGCCCUCAAAACUGUCUGAAUGUCAACAAAGGCACUGUUACGUGUGCACUGCAGAAGAGGAGCCUCUGGAAAUUGCUCAUGUGGUACGUGUCAGUUUCUUAAUCGUGUUCCUUGUAUUGCCUCCCUAAUCUGUAACGCCUUAAAAACGCUGCGGCUGGAGCUGAUAGUAACAUGCUGACUGUCACAAGUGGUGACACUGUAAAGUGGAGUCACUGUUUUGCUGGACUCACAGAAAUCUUAUCUCAAUAGUGCUUCAAGUGUCUGGCUCCUGCUGUGUUUGUAUUAUCUGUCAGGUAGGACUUAAAGGGUUGAGGGGUUAUGUCUAGCUUGUAGAGAACCACAGCUGAGUAACAGUACUGAUAGCUCAAUGAAUUUCAAAAUACAGGCUUAUGUUCUGUGCCCGGUUAAUCUGAAACUGAUUACUAGAAAUUAUGGGGAGGGGAGCAACAUGUCAUGCUGAGAAAGUUCACCAGGACAAGGAUGCUCUGAUUUCCUUCCCUUUGGCAGGCACCUUUUCAGUGAAAUCAAUCAUGGUUUUCUUUCUGUCUUUGGGUUGUUUCUCUAUGCAAACGAUUUUCAUUUUCUCUAACACUAUUAUGCAACCACUAACAAGAUGUUCAGUUUCAGGCAUGCUUAACGGCCAGAAAUGGUCAGGCAAUUACAUGCAGUAUUCAUGGCUUUUAAAAAGCACACUCUAGUUAUCACUAGCCUCCUACCUUUAGAGGUUAUCUGAUCACGUGUGUAAUUCACUUCUCAAGAUAGUUUCAAGGUCUAAGGAAUGCAUUCCCCCAGAAGAGUAUAAACAUAAGCAGCACACUAGGGACAAGUAUAAAGAACUAAAAGAUUGUUCUACACAGUGUUUCCAGUUUAGCAGCUAUAACUAAAUGUCUAAGAUUCCCCCCCCAACCCCGAUUUUGCUGUGAAAGAGCACAAGCCAGCCUAGGUGACUCAGGAAGAAGCUGUUGGAAGAACAUGUCUGUUCAUCUCAUUUUUCACUUCUUUGCUGAUUUGUUGAGGGUUAAUCGUUGCCUUACAAUGUUACUGAAAUAAACUUUUUAACAUACUGGUUGGAAAAAA
Messenger RNA from Mus caroli (Ryukyu mouse), 5043 nucleotides. It is a transcript of the gene Ermp1, whose product is annotated as endoplasmic reticulum metallopeptidase 1. Gene Ontology annotation, molecular function: metalloexopeptidase activity. Gene Ontology annotation, biological process: proteolysis. Lineage: Eukaryota; Metazoa; Chordata; Mammalia; Rodentia; Muridae. The record is from RefSeq and is a predicted model, not a curated record.